Gasterosteus aculeatus aculeatus (three-spined stickleback) is the source of this 2885-nucleotide messenger RNA. RefSeq names its product membrane bound O-acyltransferase domain containing 7 (gene mboat7). The record is from RefSeq and is a predicted model, not a curated record. Gene Ontology annotation, molecular function: lysophospholipid acyltransferase activity. Lineage: Eukaryota; Metazoa; Chordata; Actinopteri; Perciformes; Gasterosteidae. Gene Ontology annotation, cellular component: membrane; mitochondria-associated endoplasmic reticulum membrane contact site. Gene Ontology annotation, biological process: phosphatidylinositol biosynthetic process; lipid modification.
ACAGUCCUGCACGCUGUCCUAGUUUCACAACCAGGAAGUUAAAUACACGACUGGCAGCGGUGUGAAUGGGCUGUUGGAUUUGCGGGUUGUGACAGACCUACGUUUUCAAAUCGUGAUUUAACGUUAUUAGCGAUGUCUCCUGAUGAGCUCGUGUACUUGGGAAUUCUUGCUGCAUCCAUCCCUGUUGGGUUCCUCUUCCGUUACCUCAGUCCUCCUGUGAAGCAGGGGGCUGCUCUUCUUGUGGGCCUCUCUAUCGCCAUCGCUACUUGUCACAUCCACACCCUCCACUCGCUUGUGACCGUGAUUGGAAUAUGGAUUAUUAUAAAGAGCAGCUGGCGGCAUGCCCCAGCAUUGAGUCUCACCUGGACCUUCCUCUACCUCCUCUUCUUCCGUCUUGCCACGUGGUUCGGUCUGCCACAACCGACACCUUUCGCCAACGCCAUCCAGCUGCUUCUCACUCUCAAGAUGGUGAGUCUAGCUAACGAGGUGUACACCUUCCACACCGAGAAGAAGAGUGAAGUGAGCACUUUUGCCAAGUCCCCCGUCAUCGGUGGUCUGUCCGAGGAGCCGUCGCUCUACGAUAUUCUGUCCUACAGCUACUGCUACGCCGGGAUAAUGACCGGUCCGUUCUUUCGCUUCCAAACGUACGCCGACUGGCUGAGGCAGCCGAGCCCGCAGGCUCUGCCCGGCUGGGUGCCGUGCCUGCAGCACUUGAAGCUGGUUCCCGUGUACGCCGCUUUGUUCCUGGGGGUCGACUCUGUCUUCCCUCUGGCCUACGUUCGCACAGAGGAGUUUCUGGACCGGAACGUUUUCUUCAGGCUCUUCUACAUGGUAGCGGUGUUCUUCGUGUUCAGGAUGCGUUUCUACGCAGCGUGGUGUGGAGCCGAGGCUGGUUGUAUCAGCGCAGGUCUUGGCUGCUAUCCUGAAAAGGCGCUGUCCAAACCUGGAGGAGGACCCUCCGUCAACUACAGUCCCGAUCCAUCAAAUGAAGAGAAAUACGACUUCAAAACCAUCCAGAACAUUGACUGCUACAACACAGACUUCUGUGUGAAGGUCCGCCAUGGCAUGCGCUACUGGAACAUGACAGUGCAGUGGUGGCUGCAUCACUACAUCUACCCCAAUGCCCCCUUCAAAUCCUACGCUCUCAGGGCCGGCUGGACCAUGUUCAUCAGCGCCUACUGGCACGGACUGCAUGUCGGCUACUACCUCUCCUUCCUCACCAUCCCCCUGUGCAUCGCUGCCGAGUCGGCCAUGGAGGCCUCUGUCCGCGCUAAGCUGGGUCCUUCUGGUCAGAACAUCUUCGACUGGGUCCACUGGUUCCUGAAGAUGAGGGCCUACGACUACAUGUGCAUGGGCUUCGUGCUGCUGAAAGCCUCGGACACCAUCAACUACUGGACCUCCAUCUACUUUAUCAUGCACAUCAUCGCCGUUUGCUGCAUCAUAGUUGGCAAGGUUCUGGGGGGGAAGCGGGAAGGAAGCAGAGGGGAGAGGGGUCAGAAAAAAGAUGUGGAGAAGAUAGAAAACUUGAAACCGGGGGAGAAAACAGACUGAAAGAAGAAACAGGAGAGAACUGGGUGGGAACUUUUUUUGCGGGGGGUUUUGGGGCCAUGAGGAGGAAUUACUUUGAGACUACAAUUUAUAAACAUAAAGUGCACCAACUCUUAUCUUUCUAGAAACAAACACCCUGCAGGUCCAAUAAGAUUCAUUGUGGGAAAAUGUGAGAAAAGUUGGAAAAAUCUGGUAAUUGAACUUAAAAGUACUGUGAAUACUGGGGGAGGAAUGUUUGAGCUCAAGGAAUGUUACUUUUAUAGUGUGAGCUGCAACUGGGGAGUAGUUAAUAGUUUAAGAGCAUCUGCCUGUACAGUAUGAGGUUCCUCAUCAGAACUCGGAUGUCAUUUUUAUCUGUUUUUGAAUUUCUUUAAUUUUAUGUUACAAAAUAUUUCUGCUGCCAUUUGGAGUCUUAAAUCAGAGAAUUGACUAUUGACACCAGUAAACAGUCUUUACUGUUUUUACAAUUUUGUUUUUUUUUAAUGGUUAAGUUCAAUCCAAUAACUAGAGUACACGGUCCAGAGUACAUUUGUCUUUUUUGUCUAAUUGCGUUAGGACGUCUUUUAGAUUUGGUUUCCAGCAUUAUAAUGUUCCUCAAAUAAUUUUGCUUUUGUUUUUAUCAAAAAUGUCUCCGUUGUUCUACUUGUAACUGAGUGCAUAUCGGGAACAUCUGCACUGACCGCUGUACAUAUAAGAGAGCAACACUCCCUUCACUGCCAAAAUGUCUGUACUGCCCUCACGUACCGUUCACGGUUGGGACCAAACAUUUGAUAAUCUGCUAAUAUAAUUCAUGAGAAACGGCACAGCUCGGGCCGGGCAAUAUCGUUGAGGUCACAACGUGGAUCAAGCUAUUUCCUGAAAUUGAUAUAUGCCGCGAUGUAAAAAAAAAACAUUGAUAAUUUAAUAAAACUGAUGUUCAAUAAACUGUUGCUACGUUAUGCAUUGCAUGUGACUAAACUAGACAAAAACAAGACAAAUGUUUUUAAUUAGAGGCUUGCUCUGAAACGUUAUAUGUACUCAUCGCCCGGCCCUCGACCGUGAUUAACACUUUUUUUUUUCUUUCACUCACUCUCUGACAUCCUGUGAUAACAGCUGCGUCUGUGUUGUAAAGGUCUUUUCUAGCGUUGGAAACCCGAGAUCAUUUGAAUCAAAAACACAUUCUGUGUCAUGCUUUGAACCGUAGAAAUGAUUCCCUUUGUGUUCCUUAUUGCGCAGUGAUGAUUGUGACUCCGCACUAUUUAUUGUUCAGCCUUUCGUAGCUUUGCACGCUGCACCGGCUGACGCUCCGUGUCAGUGUUACUUGUGGAAUACAUAUCAGGAUUUCCUCCUCAAUGUUA